Messenger RNA from Falco peregrinus (peregrine falcon), 5730 nucleotides. It is a transcript of the gene BAZ2A, whose product is annotated as bromodomain adjacent to zinc finger domain 2A. The record is from RefSeq and is a predicted model, not a curated record. Gene Ontology annotation, cellular component: rDNA heterochromatin. Gene Ontology annotation, molecular function: DNA binding; protein binding. NCBI's taxonomy places the organism in Eukaryota, Metazoa, Chordata, Aves, Falconiformes, Falconidae.
CCACCCUGGCCGGGGGCUCCUGGCAGGGGUCGGAGGGCUGUGGCAGCCCCUGGGGGCGGGGGGUGGGGGUGGCUGCAGGGCCACUCCAGGACCUCCGGGAGUGACAUGUGUGUGGCAGCCGCGUCACCGCCCAUACGGGUUUCUCUGGCGGAUGAAUCACCGGUGGCCCCGGCCAGCUGGGAGCAGAAUCGGUGGCCCCGGCCCCUCCAGCCCCCACUGGGCACCGGCCGAGCUGGGUGAGGGUGUGAUGAAAUCCCCGCCUGGGUUUCGACACCGGCCGUGCCAUGAGCCGCUGCUGGAGCGGCAGCGUUGGCCCUUCUGGAGAGGCCGGUGGAGCCAGCGCCACCUCGGCCAUGAAAUGGAAACAAACAACCAUUUUAACUUCACUGGCCUUUCCUCUGCACCCGCUGCCUCAGGACCGAAACCCACGCCUGCCUCAGGGGACAGCCCCUUCGCCCACGGCUCCCCGCUCGGCUUCCCCCCGCAAGGGAAAAGUCUGAACGGGGGCAUGAAUGUCCAUGGCUUCUCUACUGUAUCUCACCCCAGUACUUCAGGGACCUUCACCCCCAGCUCACCGCCCGCUGGCACACAGCCCCUCCGCGCCUACGACUGCCUCUGGGACUACGCGCCGUACCCACCCGCCGGUGGCCUCAAGGACGGCAGCCCCCCCGGCCCCCCCCCCUCUCCGCUCGGACAGUUCCCGCUCAAUGGUGUCACCGGAGGGUCCCGGCCGGCAUCCCCGGGGCACGGCACUAACCUGAGAGGGGCUGGGCAGGAGUUCUGGGGCAACGGCACCCCCGGCCCCAUGGGGCUGAACUUCGACUCGCAGGAGCUGUACGACUCCUUCCAUGACCAGAGCUUCGAGCUGAUACAGAACGGGCCGGCUGGCUUCUACACGGCCACCCAGCCGUCCCCCAUGCUGGGCUCCGGCACCCAGCCCUUCUCGCUGCCGCCGGGUCCCCCGGAGGAGCCGGUCACCGGCGAGAGAGACGUCGAUGCCGCAGCCAAAGAGAUCCCCGCUGCCAUCGCAGAGAACGGGGGUGGGCUGGUGGGCAGCAUGGAGCUGGAGGAGGCGCAGCCAGACUUGAAGAUCUGCAGCUACAACGGGUCUGCCCCUGGUGCGGUGCCGCUCGGGCAGGAGGGGCCUGUCCUGGCCCCUGGCGCCAGCAUGGGGGACACGUCGCCCAUCGCCCCGCGGCUGGAGGAUGCCCACAUCCUCAGCGAAGACCCCCUGGAGCCCUUCGAGUCCCUGGCCAGAGACCCCGGCACCGGCGACCUCUACGCGAUGGACGACUCGCAGCUGGUGAGCGACAAGUCCCCCCUGGAGGAGCCCCCCGACCUGGCCGGCCUGCGCUGCACCGCCAGCCCCCCCCUCCACGCCGCCGGCCCCUUCAGCCUGCUGCCCGCCAGCCCCCCGCCUGCCCCGCUGCUCACCGCGCCCGGCUCGCCGCCCACCCUGCACGACAGCAGCGUCGACCUGAACAGCAGCGGCCACGCGGCGCUGGAGGACUCGGGGUCCCUGGAGCUCAACCCUCCGCUGGAGCCUGAGUCCCCGGCCCCCUCUGCAGAGGAGGAGGAGGAGGAGGAAGAAACCGCCGACAGCUGUCCGGAGACUACUUCGGUGGCCGCACCAGAAGGAGGGAGCGAGGAGACCGCCCCACUGAGCACCUCGGCAGCAGGUGAUGUCCCCCGCCGGCGCAUCGCCACGCAGGAGGAGGUGCGCUUUCCCCUGCAGCACGGGUGGAGGCGGGAGGUGCGGAUCAAGAAGGGGAACCAUCGCUGGCAGGGUGAGACCUGGUACUACGGGCCCUGUGGGAAGAGGAUGAAGCAGUUCCCGGAGGUGAUCAAGUAUCUGAGCAGGAACGUGGUGCAGGAUGUCCGACGCGAGCACUUCAGCUUCAGCCCCCGCAUGCCGGUGGGAGACUUCUACGAGGAGCGGGACACGCCAGAGGGUCUGCAGUGGGUGCAGCUGAGCCCCGAGGAGAUCCCCUCGCGCAUCCAGGCCAUCACGGGCAAGCGCGGGCGGCCCCGCAAUGCCGAGAAGGCCAAGCCCAAGGAGCCGCCGGCUGCGAAACGCGGUCGGGGCCGGCCCCCCAAGGUCAAGAUGGUCGACUUGCUGAGCAAGACAGACGCACGGCUGCUGAAGAGGCUGGAAGCCCAAGAGGUGCUCAGCGACGAGGACAAGCUGAAAAUGAGCAAAAUCAAGAAGAAAAUGAGGCGGAAGGCCAAGAACAAGCAGAAGCAGGAGGCCAAAGCCCCCAGAGCGAAGGAGGCCAAGAAGAAGUCCAAGGCCAAGGAGAAGAAGGGCAAACCGGAGAAGGGCAAGGACAAAGCGCGGCCCAAGGAGAAGAAGGGCAAAGGGGCUCGCAAGGCGGACAAGGGGCUGCUGGCCCAGCGGCGCCUGGAGGAACGGCGGCGGCAGCAGCUCAUCCUGGAGGAGAUGAAGAAGCCCACGGAGGACAUGUGCCUGGGGGAUCACCAGCCCCUGCCAGCCUUCUCCCGCAUCCCGGGCCUCAUCCUGCCCAGCCGCGCCUUCUCCAACUGCCUGACAGUGGUGGAGUUCCUGCAGAGCUACGGCAAGGUCCUGGGUUUCGACCCGGCCAAGGACGUGCCCAGCCUGUGCGCGCUGCAGGAGGGGCUGCUGGGGGUGGGCGACAGCGCGGGGGAGGUGCAGGACCUGCUGGUGCGGCUGCUGCAGGCUGCGCUCUACGACCCCGGCCUGCCACCGUACUGCCAGUCCCUGAAGAUCCUGGGGGAAAAGGUGUCGGAGAUCAGCCUGAACCGCGACACCGUCUCCGAGAUCCUGCGCUGCUUCCUGACGGCGUACGGGGCGGGCGAGGACCUGUGCGACGGGCUGCGGACCAAGCCCUUCCAGGCGCUGCCUCCGGAGAAGAAAGCCGCCAUCCUGGCCUUCCUGGUGAACGAGCUGAACAGCAGCGCUCUCAUCAUCAAUGAGAUCGACAAGACCCUGGAGAACAUGUCCAACUAGAAGAACAAGUGGAUCAUCGAGGGCCGGCUGCGCAGGUUGAAGGUGGCCCUGGCCAAGAAGACGGGCCGUCCGGAGUCAGAGAUCACGGGCCUCGAGGACGGACGUCGCCGACGCAGCUCCCGCCUGACAGAGGAGACGGGCCUGGAGAUGGAGGAGGAGGAGGAGACCCGCGGGCGGAAAUCCCGCAGGGAGGAGGAGGCCGAAACAUCCGCAUCCAGCAUCCCGGAGCUUGAGAGGCAGAUUGAGAAGCUGGCCAAGAGGCAGAUGUUCUUCCGCAAGAAGCUGCUCCAUUCCUCGCAGACGCUGCGGGCGGCUUCUCUGGGCCAGGACCGGUACCGGCGGCGGUACUGGGUCCUGCCCCACCUGGGCGGCAUCUUCGUGGAGGGCGCAGAGGCGGCUGAGCCGGCACCCCCAGGAGCCCCCGGAGGAGAAGGCAUCCCCCCCGUCCCCCCAGUGAAGGAGGAGCCGGUGGAUGUGCCCAUUCCCAGCCGGACGAACUGCACGGCCUCACGCUCCCCGUGGCCGGCCCCGAAAGAGCAAAGAGGAGCUGCUGCAGCACUGCGGACCCAGGCCCCACCCCGGUCAACGGGGUCCUGGAGGAGCCGGUGCCCCUGGGGGCAGAGCCAGCACGACCUCAGCCAGUCCGCCUUCCUCUCCUGGCUGAGCCAGACGCAGUCGUCCCUGCUCAAGGACUCCGUCCUCACGCCGGACAGCAGCCCCGGCCAGGGGGACGUGGGGGGGCUCCCGCCGCUCGAGGCCCCGUUGGACCCCGCGGAGGAGAGGAGGGAGGAGGAGAGUGCCCCAGAGGCCGCGGGAAAGCGGGGGCCCUGGUUUAACCUGCUGCCCCGGCUGCCCUGCGAUGACCGAGCCCCCCUCGCUACCUCCUCCACCGAGCCCUCGCCGCGAGCCGCCGUGCAGCCCCGCAGCCAGCCCCGCGGCGAGCUGCCCAGGGGCUUGGCCAGGCAGCUGAACGGCCUCCCCACGGACGACCCCGUGGCUCCCCUGCUCGCUUCCACACCGGUGCACGCUGGCGCCAGGCCCAGUGCCUGCCCCAGGAGCCGGGGAAGCCUGGAGAAGCCCCAGGACCUGCCGGGGCAGCCCAAGCGUCGAGGGCGACCCCCUACCAAAUUCUUCAAGCAGAUAGAACAGAAGUACUUGACCCAGCUGACAGAGCAGCCUGUUCCCCCUGAGAUGCAGAGCGGCUGGUGGAGGCUGCAGGACCCCGAGGAGCUGGAGGCCGUGGCUCGGGCGCUGCACCCGCGGGGCAUCCGGGAGAAGGCGCUGCACAAGCACCUCACCAAGCACAAGGAGUUCCUGCGCGAGGUCUGCCUGCGCACCACCACCGACCCCAUCUUCCACCCGCGCCCCGAGGCGGCGGUGCCCGCCGUGUCUCAGGAAGCCCUGGCCCGGUGGUCGGUGAUGGACAGAGCCUACGAGACCGACCUCUCCGUCCUGCAGUGGGUGGAGGAGCUGGAGCAGCGCGUGCUGAUGGCCGACCUGCAGAUCCGGGGCUGGACGUGCCCCAGCCCCGACUCGACGCGGGACGACCUGCAGUACUGCGAGCACAAAGUGGAGCCCUUGGAGGACAUCACUGUCCGGAGCCGGCGGGACGGGCUGCCGCUGUGCCGGGAGCGCACCAACCCGCUGGACCUGGCGGUGCUGCGGUUGGCGGCGCUGGAGCAGAACGUGGAGCGGCGCUACCUGAAGGAGCCGCUUUGGCCCCUGCACGAGGUGGUGGUGGAAAAAGCGGUGCUGAGCGGCCCCGAGGAGCUGAGCCUGGGCCCCACUGAGAUAGCCUACGAGAUCACCCCGCGGGUGCGGACGUGGCGGCAGACGCUGGAGCGGUGCCGCAGCGCAGCCCAGGUCUCCCUCUGCAUCUACCAGCUGGAGAAGUCCAUCGCCUGGGAGAAAUCUGUCAACAGGGUGACCUGCCUGGUGUGCCGGCGCGGGGACGACGACGAGCACCUGCUGCUGUGUGAUGGCGCGACCGCAGGCUGCCACCUCUACUGCCACCGGCCCAAGAUGACGGAGGUGCCCGAGGGCGACUGGUUCUGUUCCGUCUGCGUCUCCCAGGCAGGGGAGUACCGGGACCCCGUCUCACCCCGGCGAGGGAAGAAACGGAAACGGGGGCGUCUCUUCUCGGGGGGCCUCGCAGAGGAGGAGGAGAGCCUACGGCGCCGGCCGGCCUCCACGCCGCCGAGGGGCUGCCCGUACCCCCGCUACGCGGGCGAGGGGCUGUCCCCAGCCAAGCGGAGGGGCGCGACACUGCGGGGCCAGCCCAGCGACCUGACCUUCUGCGAGAUCAUCCUGAUGGAGAUGAGAUCGCACGAGGAUGCGUGGCCCUUCUGGAGCCCGUCAACCCCCGCCUGGUCCCCGGCUUACCGCAAGAUCAUCAAGAACCCCAUGGACUUCGCCACUAUGCGCACGCGGCUGCUCCGGGGCGGGUACUCGAGCUCGGAGGAGUUUGCGGCCGACGCCACGUUGGUGUUCGACAACUGCCGGACCUUCAACGAGGACGACUCGGCGGUGGGCCGCGGGCACGCCAUGCGCCGCUUCUUCCAGAGCCGGUGGGAAGAGUUUUUAUCAGGGAAAACACGCUACUAACCCGUGAGCGGGGGAGGGGCCGACCCCCUCCCCCCCACCCCCAACCCCAUCUCCCCCCCUGCCGGGGCUGGGGGUCCCCCCCGCGCCCCCAAGAACUGACUCCUCUGGAGCUGAUCUCGCUGCCUGCUGAUCCCGCG